AUGGCGACCCCACGCUGUACCACCACUACCUCUCAAGCCCUCUACCGCGUCUUCAUCGCCCCUUACCUCCCCAAACAGCAGCCCCGACCGCGACCCAAACUCCCCUCCACAUACCUCACCAGAUCUCUAACAACCACAUCCCGUCUCCACGCCCUCCACCGCGCAAAGGCCGUCCCAGAGCAGCGCCGCGAACUCUGGAACGAAGAGAUAACCGCCAAAGUAAUCCACCUCAUCGACCCCGCAACCAACACCCUCCUCCCCCGCCCACAAACCCGGUACGACACGCUCCAAACCCUCAACCUCGAAACGCACCGCCUGAUCCAAAUCCCGGGGCAAUUCCACCCAGAAGACAAGCUGCCCAUCUGCAAAAUCGUGUCCAAGGCUGAAGUCUUCGAAGCGAAGCGCCGGGCGCAAGCGGAAGCAAAAGAGAAGAAAAAGUACGAGGGGGCGGCGAAGACGCUGAAAACGCUGGAGUUGAAUUGGGCGAUGGAUGGGAACGAUUUGGGGCACAAGAUGGGGAAGGUGAGGGAGUUUUUGACCGAAGGGCGCAAGGUGGAGGUUGUGCUUGCUGCUAAGAAGAGGGGGCGGAAGGCGAGUUUGGAGGAGUGUGAGGGGGUGUUGAAGAGGAUACGGGAGACGGUGGAGGAGGUGAGUGGGGCGCGGGAGGCGAGGGAGAUGGAGGGCAAGGUGGGUGGGUUUGCGAAGUUGUUGUUUCAUGGGAGGCCGUUGCACAGGCCUUCAGCUGCGGCGGCGGCGACGGAGUAA
Messenger RNA from Neohortaea acidophila, 765 nucleotides. RefSeq lists its product as uncharacterized. Gene Ontology annotation, cellular component: mitochondrion. The transcript has a single exon. The coding region runs from base 1 to 765 and encodes 254 amino acids. Lineage: Eukaryota; Fungi; Ascomycota; Dothideomycetes; Mycosphaerellales; Teratosphaeriaceae. Gene Ontology annotation, molecular function: ribosome binding; translation initiation factor activity. The record is from RefSeq and is a predicted model, not a curated record. Gene Ontology annotation, biological process: ribosome disassembly; mitochondrial translational initiation.